This is a messenger RNA of Solanum tuberosum (potato), 819 nucleotides long. Its product is annotated as KRAB-A domain-containing protein 2-like. Gene Ontology annotation, biological process: DNA integration. Gene Ontology annotation, molecular function: nucleic acid binding. NCBI's taxonomy places the organism in Eukaryota, Viridiplantae, Streptophyta, Magnoliopsida, Solanales, Solanaceae. The transcript is spliced from 2 exons. The coding region runs from base 1 to 819 and encodes 272 amino acids. The record is from RefSeq and is a predicted model, not a curated record.
AUGGAGUUAUUUGAUGUGUGGGUAAUCGACUUCAUGGGCCCAUUUGUGAGCUCCUAUAGGCAGAAGUACAUAUUGGUUGUAGUGGACUGUGUUUCCAAAUGGGUUGACGCAGUUGCUUUGCUUGAGAAUGAAGGUAAGAGUGUUGCUGGCUUUCUGAAGAAGAAUAUCUUCUCAAGGUUCGGCACACCAAGAGCUAUCAUCAGUGAUGGUGUUUCUCAUUUCUGCAAUAAGUUAUUCAGCUCUCUUCUGGCUAAAUAUGGAGUCAAACAACACAAGGUAGCAACACCUUAUCACCCACAGACCAGUGGCCAAGUGGAGUUCUCCAAUAGGGAAAUUAGAGCAAUUCUGGCUAAAACGGUGAAUACCAACACGAUAGAUUGGGCACGGAAGUUAGAUGAUGCUCUAUGGGCAUAUCAGACAGCUUUCAAGAUGCCUAUUGGUAUGUCUCCAUAUCAAUUGGUGUUUGGAAAGGAAUUUUAUUUGUCGGUUGAGCUUGAUCAUAAAUCACUCUGGGCUUUGAAGAAGCUGAACCUUAGUUGGAGCGAAACUGCAAACCUGAGGUUGGAUCAGAUCAAUGAGAUGCAUGAGUUCCGUCUGAGAGCCUAUGAGAGAUCUGCACUACUUCGUCUGUUUCCGGGAAAGUUGAGAUCCAAAUGGACUGGACCUUUUAAGGUAACACAGGUGUUUCAGUCGGGUGCUAUUGAACUGGAAAAUGAUAGGGGCGAGAGGUUCAAAGCCAAUGGCCAGCGAAUCAUAGCAUAUUUGGGUGUUCCAAAGGAUGUGAAGAUUGUGGAGGAAUGUAAACUUGAUGAAGUCUGA